Pangasianodon hypophthalmus (striped catfish) is the source of this 1996-nucleotide messenger RNA. It is a transcript of the gene tomm40l, whose product is annotated as translocase of outer mitochondrial membrane 40 homolog, like. The transcript has 7 exons. Bases 30 to 800 code for a protein of 256 amino acids. Gene Ontology annotation, cellular component: mitochondrial outer membrane translocase complex; mitochondrial outer membrane. Gene Ontology annotation, biological process: protein import into mitochondrial matrix. Gene Ontology annotation, molecular function: transmembrane protein transporter activity. Lineage: Eukaryota; Metazoa; Chordata; Actinopteri; Siluriformes; Pangasiidae. The record is from RefSeq and is a predicted model, not a curated record.
CUUCUUGCUCGGCAGCAUCACAUAACUUAAUGAAAUUAUUUGCUGUUUCUUCGCAGGUCAAUCACACUAUCAUGCUAAGCACCAUGGGAGAUUCCAGUUAUAGAUUUGGUGCUACAUAUGUGGGGACCAAGCAGACAGGACCUGCAGAGGCAUUUCCAGUUAUGGUGGGUGACAUAGACAACACUGGCAGCCUCAAUGCACAGAUUAUUCACCAAAUAAGCAACAGAGUGCGCUCGAAACUAGCCUUCCAGACGCAGCAGCAAAAGUUUGUCAACUGGCAAGGAGAUGCUGAGUUUAAAGGAGACGACUUCACAGCUACAGUAACUGUAGGAAACCCAGACAUGGUGGUAGGAUCAGGCAUUGUUGUAGCUCACUAUCUCCAGUCGAUCACUCCGUCCUUGGCACUGGGAGGAGAGCUCGUAUACCAUCGCCGACCUGGUGAAGAGGGAACAGUAAUGUCUUUGGCAGGAAGAUAUACAGGUUCUAAUUUUAUUGCCACACUGACCCUAGGAGGUGCUGGUGCACAUGCAUCAUAUUAUCACAAAGCCAACGAGCAGCUGCAGAUUGGUGUGGAGUUUGAAGCCAGCACUCGUAUGCAGGAAACAAAUGUAUUGUUUGGUUACCAGCUGGACAUCCCCAAGGCCAAUCUGCUCUUUAAAGGUUCUAUAGACAGUAACUGGGUAGUAGGAGCAACACUGGAAAAAAAGCUGCUGCCUCUUCCCCUGUCUUUGGCGCUUUGUUCUUUCCUAAACCAUCGUAAAAACAAGUUCCAGUGUGGGUUUGGUGUGACCAUUGGUUGAGCAACCUGUUCAGAGUUUAAGUGAACAGGGGCUGACAUUCACACAUUGAUGUUUUAGGGAUCAGCAACAUGUGGACACUCACACAAAGUGCACCAUCAAUUUAUCUUUUUUUUUUUAUAUGAAUGUGUCUCAGUCACUGUUUAUAUAUAAAGAAGUAUCCAGAAAGUAACUGCAGUAUAUAUUAUAUAUAGCAGAUAUUCAACCAUAUUCCCUCAAUGUCCAUUUCAUAAAGCAUCUUGCAAAAAAAAGUAAAUCAGCUGAUUCCUGAAUGAAGAAAUGUUGAAUGAAAAGUCUGAAAGGACAGACAGCGAAAUAAUACUUUAUUUUAGGUAUUUGAAGAGUGAUUGUAAUCUUGUUUGUUGUUUUUGUUAAGUCUCUCUCUCUCUCUCUCUCUCUCUCUCUCUCUCUCUCUCUCUCUCUCUCUCUCUCUCUCUGUGUGUGUGUGUGCGUGUGUGUAUUGUGGGUGAGGUUUUUUUUUUUUUUUUUUUUUUUUCUUAAACUGUAACUCUUUUUUUUUUUUUUUUUAAUCUAAAUUAAACAUUUUUGUUAGGUCCGCUUUCAUUUUUACCAUUUCUUUUACAAAGGAUACAUAUAUUAAAGUGAUCAGCUGAAUCUAGAUAAAUACGGUUUCCUAUAUAAAAACUUUUGUGUUUUUUUUAAAUCAUUUGUGCUUGAGUGUUGGUUGAGAAUGAGUAAGUUUUAGCUGAGUAGAAGAUUUUAGUUGUUCUUUAAUGAUGUAUGUACAGACACCUAUGUAAGUGAGCAGAAAAGAGCCAACAUAAAGGAGGAUGGUGAUAUCGGCUUUAAUAAGAACGUACCUCUGUUUCCAGACUGUUCAUAAUGGGAGUCUUUGUGAGGAACUGUUUCAUUGAUGUGUCUGCGUGAACAAGUUUUCCCAGAAAGAACACCAAAUUCAGUCUCCGAAAUGUCACCAAAUCUCAGACAAUAUUGCACAAAAGUUGAUCUAUGAUAUGCUAUAACCAUUGCAGUGAUCCUGAUAUAUGCAAUAAUUACAUUUCUUCAGUAUUUUGCCUUCAGUCUUCAUGGAGAAGAAGCAAUCCAAGCAUUGAAGGGAGGGCUAAGAAAGUAGAAGUGGCUCUUGAAUACUCCUCAGAAGCUUCUGGUCAUUGGAACAGAACCUCAACUACUGAGUCAGUGUCCUUUAUUAAAUAAAUAAAAGAUAUACAAGAAUACAA